This is a messenger RNA of Atta colombica, 888 nucleotides long. RefSeq names its product zinc finger protein 45-like. NCBI's taxonomy places the organism in Eukaryota, Metazoa, Arthropoda, Insecta, Hymenoptera, Formicidae. The record is from RefSeq and is a predicted model, not a curated record. The transcript has 2 exons. Gene Ontology annotation, biological process: regulation of transcription by RNA polymerase II. Gene Ontology annotation, cellular component: nucleus. The coding region runs from base 1 to 888 and encodes 295 amino acids. Gene Ontology annotation, molecular function: RNA polymerase II cis-regulatory region sequence-specific DNA binding; DNA-binding transcription activator activity, RNA polymerase II-specific.
AUGGGAAAAAAUUAUUUAUUUCAUCGAGGUUUAUUUCACCUCGUGGGGGUCGUUCUUUUUCUAGGGAUUGUUCCGUAUCAGGAGAAGCAGAAUUCCAAUUAUUUCAUCGUGACGUCGCCGGAGCAGCAUCUCGGACAUAUUCCAUUAUUACAGAGUUACGAUAGCGCUAGCUUCAGAGACUCCAAUAUCUUCAGGUCCGAUUGGUAUUCUGAGAACGUAACAAAACAACAGCAGCAACAGCGAGACGAAGGACAUCGACGGUAUCUAUGUCCCAAGUGUAGCAAUAGUUAUAAAUACUUGGGUGACAUGAAAAAACACUUACGAUUUCAAUGUGGUCAGGAACCAAGAUUCGAGUGUCCUUACUGCCAAAAACGGACAAAGGUGUCGUCAAAUAUGUACGCGCACGUGCGCGCAAUGCACAGCGAUCAACCGAUGUAUAUAAUAGACAUACACUCGUCUUACGUGCAUCCCCAGGUAGUGUCCGGUCACAGUGUGACCGCGGAGCCUUAUCAGUCACGACGAGACAAUUUGAACGCGAUGGAGGAUACAGAGGAGAACACGUAUCUUUAUGUCGACUCGAAUCAUCGUCAGGAAACCGCCAUAGCACCGAUAGCUGCGUCUCGCUGGCCGGAUAAUGUGGUUGCGCAGGGUUCGGUCACGAGAAAGAAGUUUCACUGUCCCAGAUGCAACAGCGGUUAUACCAGACUCUCCGACAUGAAGACGCACUGCCAAUUUCAAUGUGGCAAAGAACCACGAUAUCAAUGUCCAUAUUGCACGAAGAAAGCCAAGUUCUCGUCAAAUAUGUAUGUACACGUACGACGGAUGCACAAGGACAAAAAGUUGCAGAUCAUCGAUCUGUACAAGCAGCUGUCAAGAGUACGCUGCUGA